Ictalurus punctatus (channel catfish) is the source of this 2811-nucleotide messenger RNA. RefSeq names its product staufen double-stranded RNA binding protein 2 (gene stau2). The transcript is spliced from 15 exons. NCBI's taxonomy places the organism in Eukaryota, Metazoa, Chordata, Actinopteri, Siluriformes, Ictaluridae. The record is from RefSeq and is a predicted model, not a curated record. The coding region runs from base 155 to 2056 and encodes 633 amino acids.
AUUCUAGACAAUCUGCACUGUUGCAUGGAGAAUCCUAUAUCUGUAACACUGAAGCGUGUAGAACCUUCACACAGCGGAUUCUAGAACCUCAUCUGAAUGAUGUGACUUAAACCUUCACCUGGAGAUGCACAUUGCCUACACAUCUAUAUAGAGCAUGGCUCAAGUGAAAGUGCAGACCUCAGCACACGCUGUGCCCUCCAUCAACGGAACGGUGCCCACAGUCCCACCAGCUCCUCCCCAGGAUAACAUGGCAAACCCUAAAGAGAAAACUCCAAUGUGUCUGGUGAAUGAGUUAGCCCGUUUCAACCGGAUCCAGCCGCAGUACAAACUGCUGAACGAGCGGGGGCCUGCUCACGCCAAGAUCUUCACUGUACAGUUAUGUUUAGGUGAGCAGGUGUGGGAAGCUGAAGGCUCCAGCAUUAAGAAAGCUCAACACUCAACAGCCAAUAAAGCGCUGGCAGAGAGCUUGCUGCCCCGCCCCCCGCCACGCAUCACUAAACCAGACACACACACCAAUCCAGGCAGCAUCACCCCCACCGUGGAGCUGAAUGGAUUGGCGAUGAAGCGAGGAGAACCGGCUGUCUACAGGCCGCUGGAACCCAAACCCCUCCAUAACUACAGGGCCAACUACAACUUCAGAGGAAUAUUCAAUCAGAGGUAUCACUAUCCGGUCCCCAAGGUGUUCUACGUGCAGCUGACGGUAGGCAGUAACGAGUUUAUUGGCGAGGGUCGAACUCGCCAAGCGGCUCGGCACAACGCAGCCAUGAAAGCUUUGCAGGCGCUUAGGAAUGAACCCAUUCCAGAAAAGCAACCUCAGAGUCUGGAGGAGAAAAAAAGUUCAGAGGAGGACAGCGACGCAAACAAAUCUGAAAUCAGCCUUGUGUAUGAGAUCGCACUGAAGAGGAACCUGCCUGUGAACUUUGAGGUGCUGAAGGAGAGCGGCCCGCCCCACAUGAAGAGCUUCCUGACCCGCGUGACGGUGGGCGAGUUCUCUGCUGAGGGUGAGGGCAACAGCAAGAAGCUGUCGAAGAAGCGUGCGGCUUUCUCCAUCCUGCAGGAGCUGAAGAAGCUGCCCUUCAUCCCUGUAGUGGAGAAGCCCAAAGUGCACUAUAAGAAACGGCCCAAGACCAUACUGAAGAUCUCCUCACAGGCAGGGCCGGAGUAUGGUCAGGGCAUGAACCCCAUCAGCCGACUCGCUCAGAUCCAGCAAGCUAAACGAGAGAAAGAGCCCGAAUACACGCUGCUGUCCGAGAGAGGCCUGCCACGCCGCCGUGAAUUCAUCAUGCAGGUGAAGGUGGCUGAUGAGGUGACCUCAGGAACAGGGUCAAAUAAAAAAGUGGCUAAACGUGCAGCUGCAGAGGCGAUGCUGCUCCAUCUGGGAUACAAAGCCUCCACGCCUAUUCAGAACACACAGGAGAAGCCACAUAUGGACAACAAAAGCUGGAAUGGACAAAGAGCCACUUUCCCUGAAGCCAGCACUAACACGCAGAAAGGAAUCCUCCACCUCUCUCCGGAUGUGUAUCAGGAGAUGGAGGCCAGCAGGAAUAAAGCUGGCACUGUCCCCUCCGUCACCCCAAUGGCCCCUGUGACCUCUGUGACCUUUAUGAACCCUAAAGAAGUGAGCCAGGCGCCGUUUUACAACAACAGCGCCUCAAAGACAGCCGCCAUCGCGCGGGAGCUGCUGAGCAAAACGCCAAAAACAUCUCCCACAAUCCCCUGCAGCUCCGUUCAGCCAUCGCAGCAGCUUGAGUACCUCGCUCACAUUCAGGGCUUCCAGGUGCAGUAUACGGACAGACAGACGGACAAUGAGUUUGUGACGUAUCUCACUCUCUCGCCCGUUCAGAUGACGUUCCACGGCAUUGGGAGCUCCAUACAGGCCAGCCAUGACCAGGCGGCUCUGAGUGCCUUGAAGCAGCUUUCGGAACAGGGACUUGACCCGGUGGACGGAGGAGUCAAGGUGGAGAAUGGAUCCUGUGAAAUAUCGGUGAAGCAUCCAGAUGGGAAACAGACUAACUCAGGCCCUCAGGACUGCGCAGAUCCGAACGCUGUCGUGUAGAAGACGAGUCUUCACGGACGCCGCCGGACCUCUCGGAACAUCGACACGCAAUAGGGUGGAUGUGUCUCAACAACAUGACGUAGAACAACACACGCUCGCUCUCAGUCUAUGUGAAGACAACACUAUCUUAACCUUUAGUUAUUAUCGAAAAUUUAACUUGCUAACAGAUGUAUUUAAAAAAAAAAAAAACACAAAACACAAAAACUAAAAAAACAAAACGGAAAACCCGAAUCAAAAAAAAAAAAAGAAGAAGAACUAAUGUGAUGAUGAGUUAAUGCAUGGAACUGUGUUGACUUUAAGGGAAAUCUAAGUAUUAUGCAUUUCCCUGAUCGAUAGAUGUAUUUUUAUUUUUUAUUUUUAUUUUUUAUUUCAGUCUCUUAUGGAUUAAGCAGGAGUGUAUCAUGCCAUGGAAUUAAAAGAAACCGUAUAAGCAGAGUUCUGUACGGGGGGAGGGGGAGGGGUUUAACGUACGUUAUUUCCUUUCUUAAUAGCAGUGCUCGAGUGCGUGAAGAUUAACAGACGAUGGCAGUGCUGUAAAAGUUGUAGUUGUUGUCUUCAUAUAUAAUCACCCAGCUUAGCGUUUAUGCCGAUGUUCAUGUAUCUGUACGGAUGUGUACGAGUAUCACGCGGAGGAGGAGAAGGACGAAAAAAAUCAAAAAAAAGGCGGAAAAAAAAUCUAACGGCGGAGACGGAAUUAGCCGAGACGUCGACGAGGAUGUGGUCUGUGUUGUUGUAAAUAAAGCAAGUCCACUAGA